AUGCUCCGCCGGCAAGCUCGCGAACGUCGUGACUAUAUCUACCGUCGUGCAAUACAACUGCGAGAUGCCAGCAUUGCAGAAAAGCGGGCGCUGCUGAAAAAGUCUCUCGCUACUGGCAAACCACUUGACCCGUCUAUUGCCAAUGACAAUUCUCUGCGCAAGGAUUUCAAAUAUGAUGAAUCCCUGGACCCCGAGGGUGCUGCCGCACAAGAGUCUAUGGAUGAUGAGUACUCGAUGCUCUCUGGUCUCUCCGACCCUCGUCCACUGGUCACCACCUCGCGUAGCCCCUCGACACGUCUCUCAACCUUUUCCAAAGAGAUUCGCCUGCUCCUGCCCACCUCCAUCCGCCUGAAUCGAGGCAACUUGAUCCUUCCCAAUCUCCUUGCAAGCGCAAAGGCUGCCGCACUCACCGACGUUAUCCUACUCCACGAGCAUCGAGGCACUCCUACCGCCAUGACCAUCUCCCACCUGCCACACGGUCCAACCGCUUCUUUCUCUCUGCACAACGUCGUUCUCCGAGCAGAUAUCCCUGAUGCCUCAAGAGGGACAGUCUCCGAGUCCUAUCCCCAUUUAAUAUUCGAGGGGUUCACGACACGGCUGGGGAAAAGAGUGGUCCAGAUCCUCAAACACAUCUUCCCUCCUCGGGAUGGUCCACAUAAAGUCGGCACCAGAGUUGUGACCUUCAAGAACGUGGAGGAUAGUAUCGAAGUGCGGCAUCACGUCUUUGUGCAAACUGGUUAUAGGGACGUUGAACUGGCCGAGGUAGGGCCCAGAAUGACCAUGAGAUGCUUCGAGAUAAGAGGAGGGACUCUCGAAAAGGAUUCUGGUGGUGAAAUUGAAUGGGCGUUGACCCAAUACACAAGAACUAGCCGCAAGAAGGACUAUCUGUGA
Messenger RNA from Fonsecaea erecta, 891 nucleotides. RefSeq lists its product as hypothetical. The transcript has a single exon. Gene Ontology annotation, cellular component: Mpp10 complex; nucleolus; small-subunit processome. The record is from RefSeq and is a predicted model, not a curated record. Gene Ontology annotation, biological process: rRNA processing. Gene Ontology annotation, molecular function: rRNA primary transcript binding; snoRNA binding. NCBI's taxonomy places the organism in Eukaryota, Fungi, Ascomycota, Eurotiomycetes, Chaetothyriales, Herpotrichiellaceae. The coding region runs from base 1 to 891 and encodes 296 amino acids.